AUGAUAAAGCACUCGAUUUUCAACCAACAGCUAACCCCCAACAUAAGAGUGGAGGUAGUUUACGAAUCAAAUCCCUUCUACGCUGGUGAGUCUGUGUCUGCUAUCAUCAGGUUUCGCCAUCUUGGAAAGGAACACAACACCACAACUCAGUCUUCAUUGCCAGAAACAAGAACAGAAAAUGCUUCCAACAAUGCUCUUAGCCCAACAACUGCGCACCAAUCUUCUCUCAGCUGGUCAGGAUUUGGAAGAAGAAUCUCGUCCCAGUUUUCCAAUUCUGCAAGAAGCUCGUUUUUGGAUCAGCUAGAUAAAGAUGAAGGUGAACCAUCUGCAAAAGUCAAGCCAUUGAUUAUCGUGGAACAAAAGGAAUCCCUAUUGUUGGGCAAUAUUCAGUUGUUUGGCUAUUUCUUGAUAAACAGAAAUGUCGUAGACGAUUCCAGAUUCGACGAUUUAAAGAAAAAAUCUACAAUUGGUGGGAGAAUAGCUGGAAUUCAAAGCUUGGAAUCCAGCAAGUCCAACUUGAAUGGGGGAUUGUUUUCAAAUUUAACCUACAUUUUAUCUAACAUCGAUAACUUGUUUCCUGUUUUUUCAACUGAGCAGUCUCUUUUAUUCACAGAAAUCACUUUGCAUCCUGGGGAAGUUAAACAAUACUAUUACAAGUUCAAGAUUCCCGAAACUUUGCCUCCAAGUUACAAGGGCAAUUUCAUCAAAAUCAACUACAAUUUAAUAUUGAACUGUGAAAAGUUAACCAAGAACUCACAGCCUAGGAAGUUAAAUAUAUACUUCCCCUUGAAGAUUUAUCCAUUUACCAAUCCUAAUCAAGUCCAACCGUUUUAUGAUUUGAAUAGUGAGUUUCUUAAUAACUUUAAAUAUUUAAAAUCCAGUAGAAAUAGAGGAGUAAUAGUAGAUUUGAAUGAUUCCAAAAAUCUAAGCUUAAACAGAAGAUCAAGUUUUAUUUCUAUAUCAAAUUUUAUAGUGAAUUCUAACCUUGCCAAUUCUGCUAAGAAAACAGAAAACUCGAAAUACCUAAGAAAUUCGAAUUCAAAUCAAUUAAAAAAAAGUUUUAUUAAAAAGAUCAAAAUUUUAAUUGAUGAUAAGGAUUUUAUCACUUCAGAGAAAAUUAACAAUUACAAAGAAGAAGACUCGAUAUUAAACGAUUUCAAAACCAAUACCUUUAAGGGGUGUUCAGAGACUCAAAAACUAUUCUACCCAUCAGUCUUAAGAAAACCGUUUCAAAGCCAAUUUUUAAUUAAAUAUAAUAAACAUUUUGUCUCCAAAUUAACAUUAUCAAAGUCUUAUUAUGAAAUUGGAAGUCAAAUCCACUUGAUAUUUGAUUUUGAUUCAAAAAAAUUAAACGAUGAUUAUUAUAAAGCUACAGGCUUAGUAGUGAAUUUUGAGUCAUUUGAAAAUAAUGAUAUCCAAAAUCAAAGAUUAUUUAAAGAAUUUGAGGAAUUGACAUUAAAUGAUGAGGUGCUUUAUAAAGAAUUUUCUCAAUUGUUGAUAUCAAAAAGUUAUUCUGUUAUUGAUUAUAAUCAGUUGAAUUUAUUUUUCACAGUACCAUAUAGUAUAUCGCCUCAAUUUGAGAGUAACAUCUUUAGAAUUCAAUAUUAUAUAAAUUUGAAAUUUAUAAUAAUUAAGAAAAAUGAUGAGAGGAUUCUAGAUGAAAUUUAUAACGACAAUAAAGGAGAAUUGUUUUUAGGGAGGGAUUCUAUAAAUGGAUUUGAGUUCAAUUGCAAAAUUCCAAUUAAUAUCAUCUCAUCAUACGAGGAUUUUGGUGGAACAAUUUAUAAAUAA
This is a messenger RNA of Ascoidea rubescens DSM 1968, 1791 nucleotides long. It is a transcript of the gene RGP1, whose product is annotated as Rgp1p. The transcript has 5 exons. Gene Ontology annotation, cellular component: Ric1-Rgp1 guanyl-nucleotide exchange factor complex; Golgi membrane. Gene Ontology annotation, biological process: retrograde transport, endosome to Golgi. The record is from RefSeq and is a predicted model, not a curated record. Bases 1 to 1791 code for a protein of 596 amino acids. NCBI's taxonomy places the organism in Eukaryota, Fungi, Ascomycota, Saccharomycetes, Ascoideales, Ascoideaceae.